AUGGAUACUAUAACGGCUUCAGAAAAGAAAGAGCUUGAUCUAAUCGAAAAAGUGGAGCUUCGUUUAGCUUUAAGCGAUACCACUGAGAAAUUCGAGAAAAGUUUGAAUACAUUUUUAGCUCCUUUAUUGUUAAAACUUGCAUCCCCAUAUGCAUCUGUCAGACAAGCUGUUUUUAACACUUUAAAGCAUGUUCUUUCACGGUUAUCAAGUCUUAAGACUCUUAGGUUACCUGUAGCAGCAUUGAUUAUACAAGCUAAAUCACCUUCUAUUCCAGAAGGUGCUGAUCCAAAGAAUGUCCGAUUAUACAGUCUAUUGUUAGCAUCUAAAGGUGUUGAACGUUUAACAACCUCAGAACAAAAAGCAUUGAUUCCAGAAGUAAUGAAGGAUAUAUCACGAAUGUCAAGAGAUACAGCAGCAAGACUAUUUCAUAUACUUUGUAAAUUACUAUUAUCAUGGGUCCCUCCUCUUAAAGGGUCUACAGAAGAAAAUGAAACUAAAGAAUUGUUAAAAUUAGAUAGCAAUGAAGAUUUAGAAUUUAUCCUAAAUUAUUUCACAAAGUUUUUCUUAUUAAAACCAGCUAAACCCAAUCCACAAGCAGGUGUAAUACCUAGAGGGUAUACAUCCCCAGGGCUCUCAAGUGAUGAUGUUUCUUUCUUUACCUAUGAGGCUGGUAUUUCUUUCACUAGUGAGCAAAUGUUUGAAUUUAAAAGGGCCAUUUUUAAAUUUUCUUGCAAUGGUUUAGUUGAAGAUGAUAAUAAAUUAAUCAAAUUUUUAUCAGUAGUAUGUACUGAUGAAAGUUCUAUUUCAGAUUCUGCUAUUCAAUUCUUAAAGAGAUUACAGACGCCUUACGAGGAUAGUGAUUUUAUUAAUUUCUUAAUUAAUUUGUUCACGGGUGAUAAGACGAGGGGUGUUCCUCCAGUGAAGCAUGAGUUACAAGAAAGAAUUCUUACGAUAUUGAACAAUAGUAUAGUGGCAACACAGGAUCCAGAUAAAGUAUUGUUAAUAUGUUCGAUUGGUUUAAAUUCGGAAUUCUAUAAGUUGAAAUCAUUCUGUCUCUUAUUCAUUCGUCAUGUCUCCAGAAACAAUGGUGAUCAAUUAGUACACAAACCUGAAACUUCUGAACCAUUAGACUAUCAUACAAAUAUUGCAUCGUUGAUUAGGAAUAAUCUUCACUCUGAAGGUUGGCCUAAACUACAAUUAGGAUCUUCAACCCCUCAGUUUAAUAAUGUGAUAUUACAAAGAAGAUUGCAGUAUGAGACAUUGGGUGAUAUAAUAAGAAAGGAUUUUGAUAUGGUUAAGGAUCUGUCAUAUAUUGAAUUUUUAUUAGAUUCAUUAAAUGGGGACUUAAUAGAAUUCUCAUCCAGUAUUCAAGAGAGUUUAGUAGCAGCUACUUGCCAUUUACCUUUACUACCAGAAGCAUCAAAAGCUAAGUUGAAAACAAUUUUGAGAAAAUAUUUGGCAGAUGAUUAUCAACUUGAAAAUGAACCCGAAACUAAAGAGAGAAUUAUGGCACUAAGAUUCAUUGCUAUAAAGUUCGCAAAUGUUACAUUCGAGUUUAAUGAUACUGAAGCCAGGUUUUUUAACAUAUUAGGUACAUCAAGAACCAACAGAUUCGAUAUUAUCGAAGAGUCCAUUAAAGGUCUCCACCCUCAUUGGUUUAGAAUAAAUAAAGCAGCAGUCAAUAAACAAUUCUUAAAAACAGAAGAAAUAUUGGGUACAAAGGUUACAGAUACCAAAUUUCCUGAUUCUAAAGAAAUGAGUAUGUUUAUUAUCAAUGAGUUAGAACUUAAUAAAGAAAAUGAAACGUCUGUAUUAAGAAGUACGCUCAAUUGUGCGGUGAGAUUCAUUAAACAGUGUAUUAUAAUGGAAGCUAUAUCUGGAAAACAAACUGUUAUAGUUCAAGAUGAAGAUUGGAGUGUUAGAACUGAAAAGGCAGUUGAAAUGGACCCAAUCGUCAUCAGUUAUAUUUCUUCUUUCAUCAGUAGUAUAACAGACGCAUGGUAUAGUAAACUUCUAAAAAUUAUUUGUUCAGAAUUUGUUGUAAAGAGCAGUAACGGUAAUAUUAUUGCAUUUUCAAAAUAUCAUGACGUGGUAUUUGGGAAAACAUUAUUGUUGUUCAUUAAAUUCACUAAGUUAACAGUACUUUAUUCUUUGGAGCCAUUAAUAACUGACCUUUAUAAGUAUUUGGAUGGAACUGCUAUACUAAACGAUGAAGAACUAGAAAUGUGUGCUAAUAUAUUAGCUAUUAUAUCAGUAUCUUGUCCGAAUUCCAGUAAUGUGACUAACAUAAUAUCAAGCCUAGAUCAUAUCGAGACAACAGAAAUUUCAUUGAGGGAUAUGUUUGCAAAUGCUAAUAUUUUACCAAGAUUAUAUAUUACAAAUCAAUUGGAAAAUGUAACAGAAGCCCGUGUUCUGGCUCUAAUUAAGACAAUUUCUAAUAAUAUCAUGGAACACAAAUCCAAAAAAAUACUAUACCGUUUAAUGGGGCAAAUUGGCAAGUUUGGAUUAUUUUGUCACUUACCAAAGCAGAAAAGAGAAAUAAUUGUUAGAACAACAAUAGACCUAUUGAAAACAAGACUUCUUAAUGAUGAAUUUACUGUUGAACUAUGGGGAUGUAUUGCCAUAUAUGCCAAUGAAUUUAACCUAAUGGACGAAUUUUAUGGUACACUCUAUGAAACUCAUGUUUCAAAGCAGAUUGAAUAUCUCUUCGCAUCUGGGGAGACUCUGUCCAUUAUUGCGGGCGGUUGGACAAGUACUGUUCUUACUGACCAAGUUGAUGUCGGCGAACAUUCCAAGCAAGUUAUCGAUAAACUAGGUGCACAUUUCUAUAAUGAAGCCAACGUAUCAUAUGUCCUUGAUAAAAUUCUCCAUUCCUGUGACUCAUCUAAACCUUCAUUACGUAAGGCUUCAUGUGUUUGGUUACUUUCCUUAGUUCAAUUUCUGAAGCAGAAUCCAAUAAUUAUACAGAAUGCAAAAGAAAUCCAUAACAAAUUUAUGAAAUUUUUAGGUGAUAAUGAUGAGUUGAUUCAAGAUACAUCAUCUAGAGGUUUAAGUUUAAUUUACGAAAUCGGAACUGGUGACCUUAGAGAAGAUAUGGUAAAGGGAUUAUUGAAAUCCUUUACAAACUCAACCAACGCUAUGUCAAUGCAAUCCGGGACACUUGACCAAGAAACCAAAUUAUUUGAACCUGGUACUAUGAAUACAGGAGAUGGCUCUAUCAGUACCUAUAAGGAUAUCCUGAAUCUUGCGUCUGAAGUAGGGGAUCCCUCGUUAGUUUAUAAAUUUAUGUCAUUAGCGAAGAGUUCGUCUCUUUGGUCAUCGAGGAAGGGUAUUGCUUUUGGAUUGGGGGCUAUUAUGUCUAAAUCAUCUCUAGAAAAUAUGCUCCUAGAGGACACAGCUACAGCUACCAAAUUGAUUCCAAAAUUAUACAGAUACAGAUUUGAUCCUUAUUCUGCAGUUGCAAGAUCUAUGACUGAUAUUUGGAAUUCUUUAAUAUCUGAUUCUUCCAAUGUGAUUAGUAAAUACUUUGAUGUUAUUUUAGAAGAAUUAUUAGAUGGGAUGUCAGAUAAGGAAUGGCGUGUUAGAGAAGCCAGUACUAAUGGUUUAUUAAAUCUCGUUCAAUCUCAACCAAAUGAAAAGUUUGCAGAUAGAAUCCUAGACAUCUGGACGAUGGGUUUCCGUACAAUGGAUGAUAUUAAAGAAAGUGUUCGUGAAGCAGGCGUAAAGUUCACAACCGUAUUGGGUAAGAUACUUGCGAGAUCGAUUGAUAUUAGUAAAGGGGUGAGUUCUGAAAGGUCAAAGAAGAUCUUGGAUUCUAUUUUGCCAUUUUUCUUGGGUACGAAGGGUAUAAAUAGUGAUGCCGAUGAUGUAAGGAAGUUUGCAUUAACAACUUUGAUUGAGUUGGUAAAGAAUACUGGUGAUUCAAUUAAACCAUUUGCGCCAAAGCUGGUAUAUGAAUUCACUCUAUUAUUUUCAUCUAUUGAGCCUCAAGUGAUCAACUAUUUAUCGUUGAAUGCUACUAAUUAUAACGUGGACUCCAAAAUUAUUGAUGUGCAUAGAAAGAAUGGUAUUACUAGUUCACCAUUAUUUGAAACUAUUGACAAAUUAAUAUCACAUAGUGACAAAAAGAAUCUCAUUGAUUUUGUGGAUUACAGUAUGAAAGCGGUCAAGAAAUCGAUUGGACUACCAUCCAAGGUUGCAUCUGCUCAAGUAUUGGUAUUAUUAGCAAAAAGGUUUGUAAUUGAAUUGGCACCAUAUUCUGGUAAGUUGUUGAAACUAUGCUUGGUGAUGUUGGAUGACAGAAAUGAAUCUGUUUCACAUUCAUUUGCAACUACUUUUGGUUAUAUGUAUAAGAUUUCUUCUGUUGAAAAGGCUGCCAAGUAUGGUAAUAAGUUAGUCGAAAAAUACUUUGAUAUUGAUGGAAGCAAUGAUUUUUCAACAUCUAAAAGAACAGUUGGUAUAGCCAUUGAGUCUAUUCUUGAUCAUGCAUCAUCACAGUUUGGAAAUGUUGCGAAUAUUUUUAUGCCACUAAUUUUUGUUGCUUGUAACGAUGUUGUUAAAGAAAAUGCAGAACUGUUCAAUAAAAUAUGGACAGAUGCAUCAUCAACUGGAUCGGGUACAAUUAAAUUAUAUUUGGAUGAAAUACUAUCAAUUUUAUCAAAGAAUAUAAAAAGUAAUAAUUUUGAUGUGAGAAAGACCUGUGCCAAAUCAAUCCAAAUUGUUUCGGAGAAGGUGGAUACAAAUAUUAAUUCUAAACAAAGAAAGCAUUUGUUCGAUUUAUCGAUAGCCUCUUUAGAAGGGAGAACUUGGGAUGGUAAAGAGAUGAUGGUUGAAGCUUUGUGCUCCUUAGCUAUUACCUUUAAGGAUGAUGUAAGUCAAGAUAUUGAAUUGAAAGAAAAAAUAAAUAAAUCAUUAAAGGUUGAAGUGGCUCGUACAAAUAAGAUGUAUGUGAAAAAAAUUAUCUUGUUUUAUGCUGAAUAUUUGGGUGCAUUUGAGGACAAAGAAGGUAACAUUGACCAACUUCUGACAGUUAUUAAUGACACAAUACAGGAAGUGGGUUCUUCUAACGAUGGAUCAGUCGAUGCUACAAGAAAGGAAACAGUUUCAUCUCAGAAUGAAAAUGAGAUUACGAAGAAAGCAUCUAAGAAAAAUAUAGGGGCAGAGGAAUAUAUUUUGAAAUUAAUUGAUGCACUUGUUCCAUUUGCUAAGAUCAGUAUGACUAAUAUGAAUUUUAAAGUGGAAUAUUUACAAGCUUUAUUGCACUUAAUUGCAAAAUGCUUUGAUAAUAACCUUUAUAUUUAUACAUGGAGAACUCAAUUAUCUUCGUGUGAGAUUGGUAAAAAAUUAAUUAGUGACUAUGAUUCAAAUUCUGAUGAAAUUGAUAAAAUCUUAAGCAGCUAUUGGGAAGUAGUCUUCCAAAAUAAUAUUACAAAGGAAACUAUUGAAAAUGUUAAAUUACAAAUGAUUAACUUUGGUUCAUUAUUAUCUCAAAAAGUUCCAAAUUUGAAAUCAAUUAUUGAAGAAUCAAUGAGACGUAUGACGGAUAGUGAUCCAAAUCCAAGGUUAGUAUUAGAAAUAAAGAAUAAUGGAUUUUAA
This is a messenger RNA of Maudiozyma saulgeensis, 5595 nucleotides long. NCBI's taxonomy places the organism in Eukaryota, Fungi, Ascomycota, Saccharomycetes, Saccharomycetales, Saccharomycetaceae. The record is from the annotation of a GenBank genome assembly.